Molecule: messenger RNA, 955 nt
Organism: Gallus gallus (chicken)
Lineage: Eukaryota; Metazoa; Chordata; Aves; Galliformes; Phasianidae
Exons: 8
Coding region: 32-955 (307 amino acids)
Cellular component (GO): centrosome
Source: RefSeq, a predicted model, not a curated record
GCAUCCUGAAGGAGCAUCGGGCAGAGAGCAGAUGCAUCUGGAAGGGAUGAGCUCCCACGUGGCUGUUGCCAAUGCGGGGCGUCCUGCUGCGGUGAAGCGGGCCAAGAUCCAAUUCUGGGAGGAUGGCCCCGCGACACAGCGUGACUACAAAAUGCCAGAGGUCACCGCCAAAGAGCGAGUUGCCGUCUGGGAUGCGGUGGCCGUCUACGUCCAGGAGCAGCUCCUGCUACGCAAGGGGGUCCGAAUUCCCACCUUCGGUUCCUUCAGCAUCGUCUCCGAACGGAUUGAGGCUGAGGAUGGAGCCAUGACUCUGCAGUGGCCUGCGUUUUGCCUGGCCAGGAACCUUGCGGGCAUCCACAACCUGAUGGAGAGCUACCCACCAGGCCAUAAGGAGGUGCAGCCCCUCAAGUACACUGAGGUGGCCGCGGCCGCAUCUGUGACCUGGCAGACUGGGAAGGCCUGCAUAUUUGGCACCACGUCCCUCGUUUCCCACUGCCUGAGGAAGGGGGAGAACAUUGCCUUUGUCCUGAAGGACAUAGGAGUGCUCCUCAUCGAGGGAACGAGAGUUCAGAUGAAGUUCUACUACGACUUCCUCGAGAGGAUCAGCGGGAAAGAGAACCUAGAGAAAGUUGUUUUCAAGGUGCCCCGGCUGCGAGGACAUGGUGGUGUCCCGGGUGGCAGCUGUAGCCUCCCUGACGUCCUGUGGCCGAGUCAUCGUCUUUCCCAGGCAAAAAUAGGUGAUGUGACCGUCUGCCUGUUUCGACGGGAGUUUGUACCCAAACCACCACCCAGGACAGCCCGCAAGGCCUGCCAUGUCCCAUUGCCACCUCUUGACCAGGGCAAGAAAGAGGAACUUCCUGAAUUGCCACCCCUCCCCAGCUGGAUCCGCGUUACCUUUCUAGUGGAAAAACAGCCUGAGAAGGAAACAAGCGAUGUCAAGAAGAAGGCCAGGUGA